UGCAUUACCACGGCUGCUGCUGCGGACGAUGCAGAGUAUCUACGUCGCCGUUGCCGGUAAUAGUCAUGAUCACGGUGGCCCUCGUCCUCUUAGCCCUUUCCUCCGUCGUGAAAUUCGAGGUAGCCGUCUCCUCAGGAGAAGAUGUGCUGAGCUGGCUCCUUCUCGCCGCGGUUCCAUUGGCUCUGCUCUUCGCCGUUAGAUGUCUCUCUUGCCUUGAAACGUCGAGGCGAUCUACUUACUACUGUCCAUGUGGUCGCUGGAGAUGCGUUUGCUACUACUAGACGUUUGUUUGAUCGCGCGAUAGGAAACUAUGGCUUAUGGAGAGAGAAGAUCAUCGAUCUUGGAUUCAUUCUCGCUCUCGCCUCUACCGUACCCAGUUCUUUUAAUCCUAGCCGUGGCUUCGGUGUUCUUGUUGACGUCAUGGUACUUCAGCUUGGAAGAAGCAGCCGAGUCAGCGGAAGAGCAUAUGAAUCUUGCUCUUCUCUUGAUACCUCUGUUUCUCAUAGUCUUGGUACGUUGGUUAUCUUCCAUGGAGAACCCUGACGCUAUCCUUGGGAUGUUUUCGAACAGUCAACGUGGGGCUACGACUUACGUGAGUCCCGGUGUCGCCGGAGAUGGCGGUGGAAGCUCGCCGUGGGGAGUUGCGGCGGUUAUAGUUUUGUUGCUAGUUUUGCUUCAGUAUCAGUCAAGUUUCUUGGAGAUGUGGUCUGGUUAAAUGUUAAUGAUAUUGAUAGAUAGGCUUCUUCUACUUCACAUGUUUUUCUUGUUGUCGUCUUGUGGUCACUAUGAUGUAUUAAAACUUUUUCAUUACUCCGAGGAUGAGGAUCGUGUGUGACUGACUGUGUUAUCUGAACUCGAUAUUACUUAUUAAAAAAGGAUAUGAUAAGUUUUCAAAAUG
Messenger RNA from Camelina sativa (false flax), 898 nucleotides. The record is from RefSeq and is a predicted model, not a curated record. Lineage: Eukaryota; Viridiplantae; Streptophyta; Magnoliopsida; Brassicales; Brassicaceae.